Molecule: messenger RNA, 3520 nt
Organism: Cornus florida
Lineage: Eukaryota; Viridiplantae; Streptophyta; Magnoliopsida; Cornales; Cornaceae
Product: probable LRR receptor-like serine/threonine-protein kinase At3g47570
Exons: 2
Coding region: 141-2975 (944 amino acids)
Biological process (GO): protein phosphorylation
Cellular component (GO): plasma membrane
Molecular function (GO): ATP binding; protein binding; protein kinase activity
Source: RefSeq, a predicted model, not a curated record
CAAAGGUAUCUCAUAGACACGCAAUAUUGUUGAACCUAAAUUAACCAAAUAGAAAUAUUGAAAAAGGUUGUUUAUAUAUGGCUCCCAAAAUUGUAACCUUCUAUGUUGUAAUUGAGUAAACUGUUGUUUUUUCUUCGACCAUGAGCAUGGGGAUAUAUCAACUAUUUGUUCCCUAUGCUGCUGUUCUUCUCUUGUGCAUAUGCAUGCCUUUGUUACAUAGUGCUUCUCCCACCACCACCAUAUUUGAAGGACAUGAGAGAGAUCGGCUAGCAUUGCUUGCCAUCAAAGCUAAGAUGACUGAUGAUCCUAUGCUGAUCACAAGUUCAUGGAAUGACUCUCUCCAUUUCUGCCAAUGGCAUGGUGUUUCAUGUGGCCACCGCCAUCAAAGAGUCACCAUCUUGAACUUGCAGUCCUGCAAUUUGGUCGGUUCUAUAUCACCUUCCAUUGGAAACCUUAGUUUCCUCAGAAUUAUAAAUCUCUCAAACAACACCAUCCAUGGAGGGAUCCCUCAUGAAAUUGGUUUUCUAUUCAGAUUGCAAAUUCUGAACUUGGCGAACAACUCGUUGGAGAAACAAAUUCCACCCAGCCUCUCUCACUGUUCUAACCUAAGAGUUCUUGAUAUAGGAUACAAUAAGCUCAUAGGGAAAAUUCCUGUGGAGCUUGGGUCAUUAUCCAAGCUGGUGAGGCUACAUAUCUUAUCCAACAAUUUGACUGGAGCGAUCCCACCUUCUUUUGGGAACCUUUCAUCUCUUGAAGCUCUUCGAAUGGGAAACAAUAUGCUGGAAGGAAGUAUCCCAGACUCACUAGGCCAACUGAAAAGCUUAACACUUAUUGUGCUAAUGGGGAAUGAACUAUCUGGUAAGAUCCCUCCAUCUAUCUAUAAUAUUUCAACACUUGCUAUGUUCAUUGCAGCGGACAAUCAACUUGAAGGAAGUCUUCCUCAGAAUUUAGCACUCACUCUUCCUAAUCUUCGAUGGUUUUAUAUUUGGGGAAACAAAAUUAUCGGAUCCAUUCCUGUUUCACUGUCAAAUGCUUCAAACCUUGAAGUGCUUGACAUCUCGGAGAACAGAUUUUCUGGUGGGAUGCCCAUUAAAUUUGGAAAACUAAAGGACCUGUACUGGCUUAGUAUGGAUAAUAUUCUUAAGAGGAGUAAGAAAGCCAAUGACUUGAAUUUCAUCUCAUCUUUGACUAACUGUACCAAAUUGAGGAUUUUAUUUCUAGGCGACAAUAAUUUUGUAGGGGUGUUGCCUAGUUCCAUAGCCAACCUGUCAAACAAACUCCAAUAUUUUGGAGUGGGAGGAAAUGAAAUAUCUGGAAACAUUCCAACAGGUAUUGGAAAUCUCCAGAACUUAUGGUCUCUAGAUAUGGAAGGAAAUCAAUUGGAAGGAAGUAUUCCAACCUCUAUCGGACUACUUCAUAAGCUACAAGAAAUGGGGGUUGGUAAAAACAAACUGUCAGGGGAAAUCCCUUCCUCCAUUGGGAAUCUAACGCUGUUGAACCAGCUCUGGUUAGAGGAAAAUAAAUUUCAAGGAAGCAUACCUUCAGCUCUCGGAAACUGCAAGAGUUUAAUUCUGUUGCAUCUGUAUGGUAACAACCUGAGUGGUACCAUACCCUCAGAAGUUAUUGGUCUGUCAUCUUUAACAAAAUCCCUGAACCUUUCUCAAAAUGGGCUCAGCAGUCCUCUACCUUUAGAAGUGGCCAACUUGAAAAAUCUUGGUGAAUUAAAUGUUUCCCACAAUGAGUUAUCAGGUGAAAUUCCUACCAGUCUUGGUAGUUGCUCAAGUUUAGAACACCUUCUUAUGGAUUGUAAUUCCUUUGAAGGACUAAUUCCAGGGUCCUUGAGUUCUCUGACAGCCGUUGAAGAAUUGGACCUUUCACACAAUAAGCUCUCUGGUGAAAUUCCAAAAGAUCUUGGGAACCUUCGCUUGUUACGGAUUUUAAAUCUCUCUUUCAAUGAUCUUAAGGGUAAGGUACCUACAAGAGGAGUUUUUGAUAAUGCAAGUGCAAUUUCAAUUUAUGGAAACACAAAGCUUUGUGGAGGUAUACCUGCAUUACAGUUGCCAGUAUGCUCUGCUGAUAAACCAGGGAAGAAGAAAACAUCUCUUAUUCUCAAGGCAAUAAUCCCCACAGCUUGUGGAGUUCUAGGGAUAAUUUUGCUGUCAUCUUUUCUACUCCUUGUCAAGAAGAGAAAGCAACACCAACCUUCUUCGGUAUUUGAAUUGAUGCAACCAUUUCUUAAUGUUACUUAUGGACAACUCCUCAAAGCGACGGAUGGGUUCAAGUCGACCAAUUUGAUUGGUAUGGGAAGCUUUGGUUCAGUAUACAAAGGAAUUCUUGACCCAAGUGGAAUAGCCAUUGCAGUGAAAGUACUCAACUUGCAACACGGAGGAGCAUCUGGGAGUUUCAUGGCUGAAUGCCAAGUAUUGAGGAACAUUCGCCAUAGAAAUCUUCUCAAGAUCUUAACUGCUUGUUCAAGUAUUGACUUUCACGGCAAUGAUUUCAAAGCCCUCGUAUAUGAAUUCAUGCCAAAUGGGAGUCUCGAGACUUGGUUGCAUCCAGUUCUGCAAACAAGUGAUGUACCUGGUCAGGAACCAAAGAGGUUGAACCUUCUUCAGCGACUAAAUGUAGCUAUUGACGUGGCUUCUGCUUUGGAUUAUCUUCAUAAUCAUUGCCAAAUACCAAUCGUUCAUUGUGAUCUAAAGCCAAGCAACAUUCUUCUUGAUAGCGACAUGACUGCUUGUCUGGGUGAUUUUGGGUUAGCAAGGUUCCUACAGCAACACAACAAUGAAUCUUCUCAAAAUCAAACCAGCUCUAUGGGUAUCAAGGGAACUAUUGGAUAUGCAGCGCCAGAUGGGUUCAACCUUCACAAAUUCGCUAAGACGGCUUUGCCAGAACAAGCGACGGAGAUUGUCGAUCAGAUGUUGGGUAUGGACGAGGAGGAAGCAAUCUUGGCCAGCAGCAGUUCUAGGACAUAAGUGACAAGGGAUAAAAUCCACGAGUGCUUGAUUUUAAUAUUCAGAAUUGGAGUAGCAUGUUCCUUGGAGGCACCAAGGGAACGAAUGACCAUUCUUCAUCCUGUUGAGGAACUGAAAUUGAUUAAGAACAUGCUCUCUCAGAAUAGGACUCUAGACAUGCAUGCACAAUAGGGCAGCUGCUCUCUAUUUUGGUUCGGUUUGCUCUCUUAUCCUCAAGGUAUCCUGAGUUUCUUCAAUAUGUUAUGGGCAACUAUGCCUUGUCCAUUUUUUUAACGACUUUCUUUUUCAUGGAGUUAGUAUUGAGAAUAUUAAGUGCUAAGAGUGUGAAGCAUGUGGAAAGACUUGAAGGCUCUUCAUUUCAUGCAUUGAAAGCCCCUGUUGUAGUCUGUCAUAAUAAGCUCUCACUUUUCAGUUAACAGCCCGUUCUGUUUGCUGCUAGGACCUACAAGAAAAAAUGAAGGAAAUAAAUUACAAAGGUUGCUCAUGUUUUUCAAAUGUUUAUAAAUGGUGAAGGCAUCUUCUUAAAACUACAAUCUCCAGUCACU